This is a messenger RNA of Cololabis saira (Pacific saury), 2757 nucleotides long. It is a transcript of the gene calcoco2, whose product is annotated as calcium binding and coiled-coil domain 2. NCBI's taxonomy places the organism in Eukaryota, Metazoa, Chordata, Actinopteri, Beloniformes, Belonidae. The coding region runs from base 16 to 1902 and encodes 628 amino acids. The transcript is spliced from 15 exons. The record is from RefSeq and is a predicted model, not a curated record.
CUUCCAGUAUUGAUUAUGUCGACGAGUCAUCCUUACGUAGUGGGAAAAACAAGUGUCCGAGGAGCACCUGAACGCACCACAGGGCUGUUUCUCAGCAGAGCUCGCUGGAGCUCACGUCUGCCACAAUCGUCAACAAUACUCCAACUCGGCAUGGACGGGGUCACAGAGGCCGCUGAUCCCUCGGCUCGCACCUACUCCCAGGUGGUGUUCCUGGACAUCCCCCACUCAUACCCGCCUGCAACCCCCAUCACCUGCCGCUACACCCUCAGCGCUGCCUUCACGCCCCAGUCCAGGGACUGGGUGGGCAUCUUCAAGGUGGGAUGGACCACGACCAAGGAGUAUCACACCUUUGUGUGGGCAGAGCCAAGUCAACAUGUGGAGGGUCAGCAGACGAUGACGACGCAUGCCGUGUUCAAGGAGUACUACCUGCCCCGGGACGAGGCAGAGUUCUACCAGCUGUGCUACAUCGACGGCGGGGGCCAGGUGAGAGGAGCCAGCACCCCCUUCUGCUUCCGCAGCGCGGCGGAGCCGAGCUCGGAGAGCAUGGACGACGACCUGCUGGUCAUCACCACGCAGGAGCAAGUGGACCAGAGCCAUCGGGAGAAAGGUGAGCUGCAGAAAGAGCUGCAGCUGCUGAGAGACGACAAUGAAGCGUUGAGAAGCGCCCUGCAGAAGGAGCAGAAGGAAACCACGAGCUUCAAGGAGCAGAACGAGCAGAGAGGGACGGAGGCGACCAACCUGCUCCGAGACAUGGAUCAGCUCAGGGAGGAGAAGGAGCAGCUGAAGAAGGCGCUGCAGCUGCAGCAGGAGGAGAACGACCGCUUAAAGGAGGAGAUGGUCAUCCAGAUGACGAAAGAGAUGGAGUUACGGCAACAUAACGCCACCGAACAGGAGAAGCAGAGUCAAAGCUCCAAAUUGUUAAAAGGCAGUGAGGAGAAAUAUGAUCGAGCUUUGACGAAGAUCAAUCAGCUGAAGGAGGAGCGUGAGGAGCUGAAGAAGAAGACUGAGGGUCAAAGUGAGGAAAUUGAGCGGCUGAAGGCCAAACUCAGAGAAGGAGAGCAGGAGCUGCUCAAGUCUGCCGACAGCAUCCCGCUGCUGCAGAUUGAUCUUCAGAACAGCGAGAAGGAGAAGGAGGGACUUGUUGCAGAGCUGCAAAGGCUGCAAAGCCUUGCUGACGGCAUGGAUGAAGUGAAGAAGGAGAACCGGGAGUUGUGUAGGAGGCUGUCGCAGCAGGAAACGGUUCAGGUCUCUCCUCAGGACAACCUAAAGGUGCAGAGUCUGGGCCGCCAGCUGCAGGAGACGCAGAUGAACCUGGCCGCUGAGAAGGAAGAGUCCAGCAGCCUCAGGAGAGGAGCCGAGACCCUGGAGCGCGAGCUGCAGCAUGUCAGCGAGCAGCUGGCCAGUUUGGUCAAGUCUUACGACCACGAGCAGCGAAAGAGCAGCAAAUUGGAGCUGCAACUCGGAGAGAUGAAUGAAGCAAUGGCAGAUAAGAGCAUCUUAAUCGAAGAGAAGGAACAGGAAAUGAUGCUGAUGACGCAGGAGACGGAACAACUGGCCCGGGAAAACAAGGUGCUCAGAGACGACAUCGAGGGCCUUCGCAAAGUUUGCGCAAACAACACGUCUUUUACAGAGUUAGAAUACGUGCAGCCUGACAUCCUGCCGCCCGGCGGUGACACUGCAGCCGCUGGACACGGGGCGGAGACUGAGAACAUAGGAGGCGUUGAAGAACUCCGGGACGAGUCGCUGGUGUGUCGUCACUGCCAGGAGUGUUUCCCCGGCAUAACCCGGAGUGAGCUGGAGCAGCACGAGCAGAGCCACAGAGUGUGUCCCUUCUGCACCGUCAUCUGUGACCACAUGGAGCAGUCGGUCUUUGAGGAUCACGUCUACGGCCACGAGCUCUGAGGGCGGCGCCCGCUGCUGAGUUGGGUUGGAACGUCUGACGAGAUGGUGUCACCGUGGUCGUUUCCCCAACUAUUUCAGCUUUAGGCGUCCGUGUCAGCUUACAGCAACAUGAAACAUGCCUGCGUCAUAUAAUCUCAUUUACUUGUUGCACAGAGAUUCAUCUGAACAGAGAAGAAAAUGUCUGCAGGGAAUCAUCAUAGGGUUAAAUUUAUGCAUCGAUGUUUUAAUAAUAGUUGAAGAACUGACUGUUCAGCCAAGUAGCAUUCAGAAGGGGGUUAAUCAAGUCACAUAUGGUUAAACACUGGGGUUGGAUCUGAAUGUUGUCAUUUUGUCUUUACAAAUGAAUGUCUGUGUUCUGGAUAUCCACCUUUCUGAGGAAUCACCUUCAUGGUGGUUCUCAUUAGUCAAAAAUCUAAACGAGCCCAGUUGGGUCAUGUGGCGUUUGAUUUUGUUGUUCAAACGUUGGACGUGCUUCUAAAUAAGAAUCUGAAUGUAAUGGUUACCAGGGCCAACUUUGACCUUUAUAGUCAAAUACUAAACUAUCGGAUGAAGAUGUGUCGUCUGGGUUUCACGCGAAGGGUUUGAAUGCUAAAAGUCCUCAUGUUUGGAACAUGCACGUGAAAACCAGUAAAAAUUAAAUCAUACAAGUCUUAUGAACCAGCCUUCAGAUCUUUUACAAAUGCAAUGAUUAUUUAAAUGAAUGUAUUAUGAAUAGUUAAUGUUUAAAACUUUAUCCAGGAGGUGGAGCGAAGCUUUGCACUGACAUGUUGUUGACGUAACUGAUAAAAUGUGCUGAACAGGAGACGCAGAUAUCCAAGACACCAGUUACGUAAGAUUAAAAUGUCAUGCCUGUAA